CCUGAGCAAGCAGUGUUUCAGCUGGCUGGACAGAUCAAAUAACACUUGGGCUGGUUAACAAAAGACGCACAAGUGGAAAGGUGUUGGAAGCUGGAGUGUGGAAAUUUACCCAACGUUAUUUCUUUGACAGGGAAGGAGACUUGGUCUGAAAGAUGCAGCCUUCCUGCACCCUCACCGAGUCCAGCAGAACACAGUCUCAUUCAAGGUGGCGUGGAUGAGGGAGUGACAGAGGAUGCUGCCCCCAUCUGAAGACUCCGGAGGAUCCUGGCCUGGCAGCUGAGCUCCCCGCGGCUAUGGGACAUCAGGUGUCACUUGGUGUAGAGCUCAUGAAAGGUGCUUGAGUUUCUCCAGCUUUCUUUACCAGUGCUCAGCAGACUGGUUUGGGUCUCGGAAUCUAAGAUGAACUGGUAGAAAGGGGAGCUGGCAGAGAUGGAAAGAAGCCUCCAGAAUCCAUGAUCAGAAUCCCUUCAUACACCUUGGGACAAAGCAGAGAGCAGCUAACAAGCUGCUGGAGGCUGUGAUACAACUGUGCUUUGGACCAUCAUAGUAAAGGAACACAGCUCAGCAACAGCUUCACGUUUCAGCCAGAAGGAGCCUCUUCUAUCAGGGAUUUAAAUAGGGGAGAGUUCCUUCAUCUCUACUCUGAGGUCCAUUAUGAUAGAAAACUUUACAUUCAUAUAGAUAAUGAGACCAGUUUUUCCUUCCAAGAUGCUAUAUUUGAAAGAAGCAUGAGCCAUUCGAAGCUUCCAGGAGGGUUCAGGAUACGCAGGAGUUAGAGGACAGCCUCCCCAAUGCAAGUUAAGAAGACAGUUUGAGCCUCCAACUUCUGCAGCUCAGCAAGUGUAGACAUAUGCCACUCUUGUUUCCAGAGAGCUGGUGGCAGUGAUAUCUCCAGAAGAAAAAUCUUCCCUCAGCUUUGGGACUUGACAGAAUGAGGUGUGCUGGGGAAGCCACUAGCUGUACCCUGGCCUUUCUUGACUGCCCCUUCGUCAUUCGGGCAGCCCCUGACCACUGAGCCAACGAUGGCUGAGAAGGGUGACUGCAUCGCCAGUGUCUACGGGUAUGAUCUCGGUGGGCGCUUCGUUAACUUCCAACCCCUGGGCUUCGGCGUCAAUGGGCUGGUGCUGUCGGCCGUGGACAGCAGGACCUGCCGGAAGGUGGCCGUGAAGAAGAUCGCCCUGAGUGAUGCCCGCAGCAUGAAGCACGCGCUCCGGGAGAUCAAGAUCAUCCGGCGCCUGGACCACGACAACAUCGUGAAGGUGUACGAGGUGCUGGGGCCCAAGGGGGCCAACCUGCAGGGCGAGCUGUUCAAGUUCAGCGUGGCCUACAUCGUCCAGGAGUACAUGGAGACCGACCUGGCACGCCUGCUGGAGCAGGGCACGCUGACGGAGGAGCACGCAAAGCUGUUCAUGUACCAGCUGCUCCGCGGGCUCAAGUACAUCCACUCCGCCAACGUGCUGCACAGGGACCUGAAGCCCGCCAACAUCUUCAUCAGCACGGAGGACCUUGUGCUCAAGAUUGGUGAUUUCGGGUUGGCAAGGAUUGUUGAUCAGCAUUAUUCACACAAGGGUUAUCUCUCAGAAGGCUUGGUAACCAAGUGGUACCGCUCACCACGCCUGCUCCUCUCCCCUAACAACUACACCAAAGCCAUCGAUAUGUGGGCCGCAGGCUGCAUCCUGGCCGAGAUGCUCACGGGGAGAAUGCUCUUUGCAGGGGCACACGAGCUGGAGCAGAUGCAGCUCAUCCUGGAGACCAUCCCUGUGAUCCGGGAGGAGGACAAGGACGAGCUGCUCAGGGUGAUGCCUUCCUUCGUCAGCAGCACCUGGGAGGUGAAGAGACCGCUGCGCAAGCUGCUCCCCGAAGUGAACAGUGAAGCCAUCGACUUUCUGGAGAAGAUCCUGACCUUUAACCCCAUGGAUCGCCUAACAGCAGAGAUGGGGCUGCAGCACCCCUACAUGAGCCCCUACUCGUGCCCCGAGGACGAGCCCACCUCACAGCACCCCUUCCGCAUUGAGGACGAGAUUGACGACAUCUUGCUGAUGGCCGCCAACCAGAGCCAGCUUUCCAACUGGGACAGGUACCCUGUGAGCCUGUCAUCGGACCUGGAGUGGCGGCCCGACCGGUGCCAGGACGCGAGCGAGGUGCAGCGCGACCCGCGCGCGGGCUCGGCGCCUCUGGUGGAGGACGUGCAGGUGGACCCGCGCAAGGACUCGCAGAGCAGCUCCGAGCGCUUCCUGGAGCACUCGCACUCGUCCAUGGAGCGCGCCUUCGAGGCCGACUAUGGGCGCUCCUGCGACUACAAGGUGGGGUCGCCGUCCUACCUGGACAAGCUGCUGUGGCGGGACAACAAGCCUCACCACUACUCGGAGCCCAAGCUCAUCCUGGACCUGUCGCACUGGAAGCAGGCGGCCGGGGCGCCCCCCACCGCCGCGGUGGCCGCAGUGGCCGCGGACGCAGGGGCGCGCGAGGACGAGCCGGCCAGCCUCUUCCUGGAGAUCGCGCAGUGGGUCAAGAGCACGCAGGUCGGCCCCGAGCGCGCCAGCCCGCCCCCCGACGAUGGCCCCGAGCGCCGCCUGUCUGCCUCUCCUCCUGGCCGGCCGGCCCCCAUCGACGGGGGCGCCAGCCCCCAGUUCGACCUGGACGUGUUCAUCUCCCGCGCCCUGAAACUGUGCACCAAGCCCGAGGACCUGCCGGACAAUAAAUUGGGCGACCUCAACGGCGCGUGCAUCUCCGAGCAUCCUGGCGAUCUCGUGCAGACCGAAGCCUUCUCCAAAGAAAGGUGGUGAGGGCGAAGGGGGCGCCCCAGGCCCCCGAGCGGGAGGCCCCACACGGGAAAGCCGCGGCUGGCAGGAGGGGUCCGCCUCCCUGGCACCUCCACCACCCCUUCCGCCCGUCUCUGCUGCCUUGAGGUUCGCAGAACGGAUCCGAGGAGCGAGAGGAGUGUCCAUUUCUUAAACUGCCUUAAUAACUAGCCUUUAACCUCUGGGAGCGGGUUUGAACAGGAGCCUAGUUUGGGGGUUGAUCACUUUCCCAGCGAAGAGGAGGCCCUUGCAUUUUACAGGUGGUGGUGUACAGGGAAGAAACAUGUCUUAGCAGUGUCCGCAGGCUCUACCUGGGUGGCUGGGUGCAGAGAAACUUGCAGGCAUAGGUUGAAACCAUCCGGUCCAGCUAGCCUCAACUGACAGAAG
Molecule: messenger RNA, 3188 nt
Organism: Ceratotherium simum simum (southern white rhinoceros)
Lineage: Eukaryota; Metazoa; Chordata; Mammalia; Perissodactyla; Rhinocerotidae
Source: RefSeq, a predicted model, not a curated record